UUUCAGUGUAAACGCUCCGGUUGAAGAAUGGAAGGACUUCACGCUUUUGGUGUAUGUGGCCGGAGGCUCGCGUCGAGAAUGCAUAUGCAGCUAUUUCCGGCCUCGGCUGCCGCAGUGAAUGCGCGGCGAACCUCCACGAACGCAGUGGACGGUCUUUCGGAAGGGAAACAUGCCUUGCAGGCGAAGCCCUUCGAAACGAUUCCCAGGGUACCUUCUCUCCCCGUGAUAGGCAGCUCAUGGAUGUACUGGCGCCUGUUCGGUAAGCACCAUCCCGACCAAAGGCACAAGGCAUCCAUGGAAAUGUACAAGAAGUACGGCCCCAUUGUGGUCGAGAAGCUGCCAGGGCGUUACUCCCUUGUGCACCUGUUCACGGGCACCGACAUUCGAAACAUGUACCACGAGGAAGGAAAGGAGCCGUUCAGGAUGGGUGCCACGGCGUUCAAGGACUACCGAGCCAGCAGACCGGAGUACUAUGCUGAUGUCGGCAUUCUUAACCUUCAGGGAAAACGGUGGCUGAAGGUUCGCAUGAGCACGCAACAGCACACUUUGCGUGUGCGAACGACGAUGUCGUACUUGCCCAGCAUGAACAAAAUCGCCGAAGAAGCCUUGGACUUGCUCGACCAGCUCAUGGAUGAAGGUGGCAGAGUGGAAGACUGCUUCACGUUCAUGCAACGAUGGGCUCUGGAGAGCGUGGCCUUGGCGUCUGUUGAUGCCCGGCUCGGCUCCUUGAGGCAUCCGCUUGAUCUCACCCUGGACGGCCCCGCCAUACUGGAAGACAUGAGAUCGAUAUUUGCCUGCAUGCAGAAGUUUGGAUACCGGUUUCCCUAUUUUCGCUAUAUCCGCACUCCCGCCUGGCAAAGAUUCGAGAAAGCUAUGGACGACUUCACGGUGCGCAUAUUCCGGCACAUUGUGGCCGCAGCCGAGAGAAUGACUUCCGAAGAGUCGGUGCACGAGCCGACCAUUCUGGAACACAUGUUACGGGAGAAAAAGCUAACGUUCGGUGAAAUUCUCACGUUUACCAGUGACUUCAACCUCGCAGGUGUGGACACGACGUCCGCAGCAGCGACAUUCCUACUGUUUCACCUCGCGAAGAAUCCGCGGGCUCAGUCGAAAGCCCGGGAAGAAGCGAUCGCUGUGCUUGGCGAACACUCGAAUUCUGUUGAACCACAACAGCUGGAGAAGCUGUCUUUCCUGAAGGCCUGCCUGAAAGAAAGCAUGCGGUUGAAGCCGAGCCUGCCGGGAAUCUACAGAAAACUGGACCAUGACGUCGUCAUGUCUGGUUACGUUGUUCCGGCUGGGGUGCCCAUAUUCGUGGAUGGCUUUGUCGCCGGCCGCGCCAAAGAAAAUUUUUACCGUCCGGAGUUGUACCUGCCUGAGCGCUGGCUGAAAACGGACCAAGAAAUUCUGCCCCACGACGGAUACGCUUCGCUGCCCUUCAGCUUUGGUCCGCGCAUGUGCCUGGGUAGGAGAAUAGCGGAGCUACAAAUAUGCACACUGGUCGCUAAGAUUUUGCUGAAGUACAGCAUAGAGUACCACAGAGAGGACAUGGAAUUCCAUGGCCAGCUCAUCAACAUCCCAAAGGGCCCUGCCGACUUUCGCUUCAAGAAGGUCCAACCUGAGGCCCGCAGUGGCUGAGAGUAGCUGCCUAGAUGUAAAGGUGGCACCUGUGACCGACAUAUACCUGUAAAUGACUGCAGUGGCGUGAAACGGUUUUUGCGAUGCAUUUUCAGACUGUUCUAAGGGCGGAAAAAAAUCCGCUGCUUGUAGUCUUCACAUCAAGAGUAGCGUAAAAGUUACGACGAAAAGUAUUUAGGCAAUUAGAUGUUGCCGCGUGUCCGCCUGUUAUUGUUAAAUAAUAGUCGUUGAUCCCUUUUUCUUAGAUGCAGAUACUCAUAACAGGAGAUUGAAACGUGUUCUCAUAAAAUUAAUGGCAGCUUUAUUAGACGUUAAGAAAUAGUGUACGCAGUGUAUAUAACUGUGGAGUUGGCAAGACAGCCUUUUACGAGGAUUCGCCCACGUUGAAGCACCGUGCCGCAUAUUAAUACUUGCCUGAGAAGGCCUUGACUGGUUAAUAGCUAACGUUGAAUCACCAUCAACUUUUUGUGGCGCGACUCACUACAUGAGACUCACUAAAGUCUCAUGUUUGUAUUAAAUUGUUCUUGCGUUGUUUAUAGGAAUUUUUUAUGUUGUGUUCGGUUGUAUUAUGUUAUAUGUUGUUACGUUGUAAAUACUUAUGUUGUAUUGGAGUUCACUACUAUUUAAAUGUACGAUACAUUGCUUUCUGGACUGCUGCAUAGGCUCAUAUACCGUAUGUCAUUUUUGUAUCCCGUGUGUAAGACAGUCUUUUUUGAUUUUCACUAAGUGGUAAUGCAUAUACAUAGCGUUUUAUACCAAUGCAGAGUGUUGAGAGCCCAAAAACAGUUUACGCCCUUCACAGCGUACCUUUGCCAGUAAUCACCACAAUAAUAAUCAUCACCGGUGUCUUGCGUUCCCGUUUUUGCAUUAAAGGACUCCUG
Molecule: messenger RNA, 2516 nt
Organism: Rhipicephalus sanguineus (brown dog tick)
Lineage: Eukaryota; Metazoa; Arthropoda; Arachnida; Ixodida; Ixodidae
Product: probable cytochrome P450 49a1
Exons: 9
Coding region: 28-1635 (535 amino acids)
Molecular function (GO): oxidoreductase activity, acting on paired donors, with incorporation or reduction of molecular oxygen; iron ion binding; heme binding
Source: RefSeq, a predicted model, not a curated record